Exophiala spinifera is the source of this 1860-nucleotide messenger RNA. RefSeq lists its product as uncharacterized. Gene Ontology annotation, cellular component: membrane. Bases 1 to 1860 code for a protein of 619 amino acids. Gene Ontology annotation, molecular function: monoatomic ion channel activity. Gene Ontology annotation, biological process: monoatomic ion transport; transmembrane transport. The transcript is spliced from 2 exons. NCBI's taxonomy places the organism in Eukaryota, Fungi, Ascomycota, Eurotiomycetes, Chaetothyriales, Herpotrichiellaceae. The record is from RefSeq and is a predicted model, not a curated record.
AUGGUAAAAUGGUCACGGCUCUUUGGCGCAGAGCGCGACUCUCGCGAUACACGCGAGGAACUAUGGAGGUUACUCCCCAGUCAUACCAACGACAUUCCCUCCCCGGCCUUCCCAGCUCGUGAAGUCACCAAGGUUGCCCUCCGCUUGAAAUACCAGAUUGAAGAAGUCAUACCCAUUGAGCUCCCCGAGGACAAGAUCACCGCCGCCAACUCUGGGGUCAUCACCAAGAAGGUGGUGCAGACCGCCCGUGAAGCUGGAGGGAAGGACUACGCCUCCUGCGUCGUGUACUGUCUACUUGUUUGUAACAGAUGGUUUCGACAUCAGGCGAGACUCGAACUAUGGGAUGCAGACCUCCACGAAGUCCGCGCUGUAGCCUGCGAGGUCAUCGCCAAACGCAUUAUCGAGGCUGAAGAAGACCAAGAGUAUCUGAUGCAGAAAGUCCUGUUGCAACGCUAUAGCGUCGUACGCAAAGACGAAGAAUCUGCUCCAGCAAAUGUUAUCGAGCGCGCUGUCGACUUACACUGUCUCAGGGUGAUUGGCUCCUCUGGCUACCAAAAGUGUAUCAAAUACCUGUGGCGCGGCUGGAUCCAACAAGACGAUGAAGAUGCUGCCAAUUACCGUUGGUACGAAAAUCGCGACAAUACCAACUAUUGGAGUCACUAUGACCCCGACCGCAUGCGCACACCAUUGUACCAGAACGUGGUUCAGAUUUCGGUGUCAAUCAUCUAUCUCGCUCUCUACACCCAGGCGGUAAACAGCAUUAAUGAAGAAGGCGACCUCGAUGUUGUGGAAGGAAUCCUGUAUGUCAUGACGGCAGGCUUCCUCUGCGACGAAUUCGCUAAGCUGUGGAAAGUUGGCCGCUACUAUAUCGGUUUCUGGAAUGUGUUCAACAAUUGCCUGUACGCGUUACUAACUGCGUCUUUCGUGAUCCGCGUUGUAGCACUUGCGCACAGCCCGGACCAAGAUGACGAGCGUCGGCGCGAGCUGAACAAGGUGGGCUACCAUAUCUUCUGUUUCAGCGCCCCUAUGUUCUGGAUGCGUCUCCUGCUGUACCUGGACACGUUUCGCUUCUUCGGCGCCAUGUUGGUUGUGCUAAAGGUUAUGAUGCGCGAAUCAUUGAUCUUUUUUCUGCUACUCGUCGUGGUAUGCAUCGGUUUCCUUCAAGCAUUCAUCGGAUUGAAUCAAGUCGAAGGGAACGCCAGCAUUACUACAUUCAUCAUCACCAGCAUGGCAAACUCGGUGAUGCAAUCCCCUGACUUUGAUGGGUUUGACAACUAUGCUCAUCCGUUCGGGCUGAUAUUGUACUAUAUCUUCACGUUCGUGGUCAUGGUCAUCCUGUUGAACAUUCUCAUCGCGCUAUACAAUUCAGCAUACGAGGAUAUCACCGAGAAUGCGAUUGACGAGUACAUGGCCAUGUUCGCCCAGAAAACCCUGCAGUUCGUCAGGGCACCCGAUGAGAACGUUUUCAUUGCACCGCUCAAUCUGAUAGAGAUGUUCUUUCUGAUUCUGCCCUUCGAGUGGUGGAUGGACAAAGCACGCUACCAGCGGCUCAACGAUUAUGUCAUGGGUAUCGUUUACAGUCCGUUGCUCCUGAUCACAGCGGCGCUGGAGGCGAGAGAUGCGAGAUUUGUUCGAGACAAUCGGAAACGAGGGGAAGAGGAUGAUGACACCAUUGAGGAGUGGGAAGAGAUGCAGGGGGAGAUCGACUUCGAGAGCGAGGGUUGGGCUAAGAAGGUGGACAGCUCGAAGCCCAUUGUCGAUGUCGAUGCCGACGUGGUCGAGAUUAGGGAGCUGAAGGAACAGGUCAAGGAGCUCAGGGAGAUGGUCAGAGCCAUGAGUGUCGAGCCAGGGAGUCAAUGA